UGAAAGUCUAAACCCUAUUGCAUAUAUAGUCUAUAGAUACGCCUCCCUGCCUUUAAUUAUUUACAUCAAAGAAGUUAUAUCUGUCAAUGCCACUCCAUACUUAAAACUUUAAAUAAUUUGCAAGACGUCGUGUGUUCCUUUUUUCCAUCUUUCAUAAAUACUAAUAUUCUCUCUGGUGUCAUCAUCGAUAGGCAUUUGUUUGUUGAGAUCAUGCAGCCGAGAGAGGAGAGGAGAGCUGAGUCACCAUCAUCAGGUCUCGUCCUCACCACCGAUCCUAAGCCACGCCUCCGCUGGACCACAGAGCUUCAUGAACGUUUUGUUGACGCCGUUACUCACCUUGGAGGCCCUGAAAAGGCUACACCAAAGACGAUAAUGAGAGUGAUGGGUGUGAAGGGUCUCACGCUUUAUCAUCUCAAGAGCCAUCUCCAGAAGUUCAGGCUUGGAAAGCAGCCUCACAAGGAGCAUAGUCAAAAUCACUCUAUUAACAUUAUGGACACUAAUAGAGCUUCCAUGCUGGAUCUUCAAAGGAAUGUUGUAUUCACUACUCCGCACAUCAUUGGUCGCAAUAUGAAGGAGAUGCCAAUGGAAGUGCAAAGAAGGAUAGAGGAAGAGGUGGAAGUAGAAAGGCAGGUGAAUCAAAGGUUAGAAGCACAAGGGAUAUACAUGGAGAGCAUGUUAGAGAAAGCAUGUGAGACCCAAGAAGCAAGCCUCACUAAAGACUACUCUACUCUCUUUUUCGACCGAACCACUAUUAGUAACAACACAUCAUCCCUCCCAAUCCCAUGGUUCGAGGAUCAUUUUCCCUCAUCUUCCUAUAUGGACUCCACAUUGCAUCUCCCUGACAUCAAUUCCAACUUCUCCCUCCAAGAUUCUCGGAGUUCCAUCACCAAGAACCGUACGGUUUGUCUCGGUUAGAGAAGACAUAUAUAGGUCUAGCUAUUUGACUCUUAAUAGUCUAGUUUCUACUGCGCACUUGGUGUAUAAAUGCACAAAUCUACAUGUAAUAAAUUCUGGCAAAUAUGCAAAUGAAGUAGAUCUUCGUUGUGCACUCUAUAUAAAAAUUUGAUGAUGUGAAAUAGAUGGUGAAGUAGGUUA
Molecule: messenger RNA, 1095 nt
Organism: Eutrema salsugineum
Lineage: Eukaryota; Viridiplantae; Streptophyta; Magnoliopsida; Brassicales; Brassicaceae
Product: myb family transcription factor PHL12
Exons: 5
Coding region: 211-915 (234 amino acids)
Molecular function (GO): DNA binding; DNA-binding transcription factor activity
Source: RefSeq, a predicted model, not a curated record